AGCUGUUUUCCUCCAGAGGCGAAGACGCGUCCCCGAUGUCUUCUGAUGAUGCACCACCAGUGGACGUCGUUGUUCCGCCCGGUGCCUCGCCCCCUCCUCAGCUCCUCACUCCAUCAGGAUGCGCUGACCUCAUGCAUGGGAUCCAAGCUGGAAUCUCGGAGUGAAAGAGCGGCAGGCAGGGGGAGAGAAAGGAGUUUUGAAAAGACCGGCAGAAGGAGCGGGACUCGCUAUAAGGACACAAGCGACUCCUUUAAGUUCAGCUGGAAGAAAAAAGCUUGCGAGAAUUAAGAAAAGUAGCUGAUAUCUUUUUAAAUCUUUCCAGCCACAGACACUUUGGGGACCAGCAGACCGACCAUGAUAAGGGCUCUGGAUGCCGUCCUGCCUGCACUGCUCGCCGCCUCCCUGCUGUGCCGGAGCGCCUUCGGCGGCUACGGGAUGAGCCUGUUCGCGGCGCAGACCUCCCCUCCGGACCCCUGCUACGACGAACACGGCAACCCGCGGCGCUGCAUCCCGGACUUUGUCAACGCCGCCUUCGGGAAGGAGGUGAGGGUGUCCAGCACCUGCGGCAGGACGCCGAGCCGCUACUGCGUGGUGACCUCCGCAGAGAAGGGGGACGAGAAGACCCGGAACUGUCACACCUGCGAUGCCUCCGACCCCAAGAAGUACCACCCGCCGGCGUACCUGACGGACCUGAACAACCCGCACAAUCUCACCUGCUGGCAGUCGGAGAACUUCGUCCAGUUCCCACAAAACGUCACCCUGAGCCUGUCCCUCGGAAAGAAGUUUGAGGUGACUUAUGUGAGCCUGCAGUUCUGCUCCCCCCGUCCUGAAUCCAUGGUUAUCUACAAAUCCAUGGACUACGGGAAAACCUGGGUGCCCUUUCAGUUUUACUCCGCUCAAUGCAGGAAGAUGUACAAUAAGCCCAACCGGGCCGCGAUAACCAAGCAGAACGAGCAGGAGGCCGUCUGUACGGACUCCCACACCGACAUGUACCCGCUGACCGGCGGCCUUAUCGCCUUCAGUACGCUGGACGGCCGCCCGUCCGCACACGACUUCGAUAGCUCCCCGGUGCUGCAGGACUGGGUCACGGCUACAGACAUCAAAGUCACCUUCAGCCGCCUGCACACGUUCGGCGACGAGAACGAGGACGACUCGGAGCUGGCGCGCGACUCCUACUUCUACGCCGUGUCGGACCUGCAGGUCGGCGGGCGGUGCAAGUGCAACGGGCACGCAUCCCGCUGCGUGAAGGACCGGGACGGGAACCUGGUGUGCGAGUGCAAGCACAACACCGCGGGGCCGGAGUGCGACAGGUGCAAGCCGUUCCACUACGACAGGCCGUGGCAGAGAGCCACAGCCCGGGAGGCCAACGAGUGUGUGGCCUGCCACUGCAACCUCCAUGCCAGACGGUGCCGAUUCAACAUGGAGCUGUACAAACUGUCGGGGAGGAAGAGCGGAGGAGUCUGCCUCAACUGUCGGCACAACACAGCAGGUCGCCACUGCCACUACUGCAAGGAGGGCUACUACCGAGACCUGUCCAAGCCCAUCACGCACAGGAAGGCCUGCAAAGCAUGUGAUUGCCAUCCCGUGGGCGCUGCUGGCAAAACCUGUAACCAAACCACAGGACAAUGUCCCUGUAAAGAUGGCGUGACUGGUAUCAUGUGCAACCGCUGCGCUAAAGGCUACCAGCAGAGCCGCUCGCCCAUUGCCCCCUGCAUAAAGAUUCCAGUUUCACCUCCCACGACUCCGUCCAGCAUCACAGAGGAGCCAUCAGACUGUGACUCUUACUGCAAAGCAUCAAAAGGCAAACUGAAAAUCAACAUGAAGAAGUACUGCAAGAAGGAUUACGCUGUCCAGGUGCACAUCCUGAAGGCAGACAAAGCCGGCGAGUGGUGGAAAUUUACCGUCAACAUCAUAUCCGUCUACAAGCAGGGGGAAAGCCGCAUCCGCAGGGGGGACCAGUUCCUAUGGGUCCGCGCCAAAGACGUGGCCUGCAAGUGCCCCAAGAUCAAGCCCGGGAAGAAGUACCUGCUGCUGGGGAACGACGAGGACUCCCCCGGCCAGAGCGGAGUGGUGGCGGACAAAGGAAGCCUGGUCAUCCAGUGGAGGGACACGUGGGCACGCAGACUGAGAAAGUUCCAGCAGCGUGAGAAGAAAGGAAAGUGCAAGAAGCCAUAGGUGGGGAGCAAGCAGAGAGGAAAGCUGGAGAACGAAGAGGAAUCCUCAACAGGUUCUCAGAAAAAAAAAAAAAAAAAGAAGAAGAAGAAAAAAAAA
Messenger RNA from Poecilia reticulata (guppy), 2271 nucleotides. RefSeq names its product netrin 1a (gene ntn1a). Gene Ontology annotation, cellular component: basement membrane. NCBI's taxonomy places the organism in Eukaryota, Metazoa, Chordata, Actinopteri, Cyprinodontiformes, Poeciliidae. Gene Ontology annotation, biological process: dendrite development; tissue development; animal organ morphogenesis. The record is from RefSeq and is a predicted model, not a curated record. Gene Ontology annotation, molecular function: protein binding.